CUUCAGUAAUAACUGUUUGAGAUUUGAAGAGGAAAAGUUUCAAGAAAUAAAAAAAAUGGAUAUUUUAUGAAUUUCAAAAAUGUGUAGGAAUGAUCUGAUAGAAGAAAAAUCAAUAUAAACAACAAUUUUUGAUUUGACAAAUGUUUUGAAGAAAAAGAAACAGAGGGAAGGAAAAGUUAGGUUAGCAAGAUAACCCUUUAUUUAUUGAAUCGUAGAAUGAAGGAGCAAGGGCCUUCAUGGCAUGAGGAGAGGUGGGAUUAAUUAAUGAGUUUGAUUCAUCAGUUAAGAUGACGUCAGGCCAUGUUGUUGUCUGUAGUUUAUAUACACAGGAUGUAACAUAAAGAGAUUUUCGUCAAUGUGAUAAAAGAACUUUAGACAAAACUUGAUAGAGACAACAACACUACUGAGGAAACACAAUAUUGUAGUUGAUAAAGGGAGACAAUCAAGAUGGCUACCCUCUCGCUGAAAAUCAGCGUUGUUGGGCAGAAUGUUGUAAAGACGAUGCAGUUUGAACCAAACAUGCAAGUUUUUGAUGCCUGUAGAAUUAUCAGAGACAAAUUGAUUGAGACUACUACAGAAAAAAUAAAUCCUGGAGAAUUUGGACUGUUCCUAUCAGAUGAAGAUCCACGUAAAGGAAUAUGGUUAGAAAAUGGCAGAACACUAGACUACUAUCUACUAAGAAGUGGUGACUUACUAGAGUACAAAAAGAAACUGAGGAUUUUACAGAUCAGAACUUUAGAUGAUGCUAACAAGAAAAUCCAGAUAGAUGACAGCUUCCAAGUUGGACAGCUCAUGGUGACAAUCUGUACUAAAAUGGGAAUAUCAAACCAUGAAGAAUACUCAUUAGUUUUAGAAAUGCCGGAGGAUGAGAGAGAGAAAACCUUAACAUUAAAACGAGACAAAUCCAUUGCCAAAGAUCAGAAAAAAUUAGAUGAAAUGAGAAAAAAACUACACACAGAUGAUGAGAUGGACUGGUUAGAUCAUUCUAAAACUUUACGAGAACAGGGAGUUACAGAUAAUGAUGUAUUACUGUUGAGGAGGAAAUUUUUCUUCUCUGACCAGAACAUAGAUCAGAGGGACCCUAUACAGCUAAACUUAUUGUUUGUACAGUGUAGAGAUGCAGUGUUGAAUGGUACCCACCCUGUUACUCAAGAUGAAGCUAUACAACUAGCAGGGUUCCAGUGUCAAAUUCAGUUUGGAAACUUUGUCGAGGGUAAACACAAACCAGGAUUUCUGGAAUUAAAAGAAUUUCUUCCCAAGGAAUACAUUAAGACCAAAGGAAUAGAAAAGAAAAUUUUUCUUGAACAUGAGAAACUGAGAAAUAAAGGUUUAAAUGAAUUUGAAGCCAAGGCCAAGUACACACAAAUGUGUAGAUCUCUAAAAACUUAUGGUAUUACGUUCUUCUUAGUCAAGGAGAAGAUGCCUGGUAAAAACAAACUAACGCCACGUUUACUUGGUAUUACAAAGGAAAGUGUUGUCAGAAUGGACGAAAAAACUAAAGAGAUCUUAAAGACUUGGCCACUUACCACAGUUAGGAGAUGGGCUGCAUCACCAAACAGUUUUACUUUGGAUUUUGGUGAUUACUCUGACAACUAUUAUUCAGUACAGACACAGGAAGGAGAACAGAUCUCCAGACUCAUAGCUGGUUAUAUUGAUAUUAUACUCAGCAAGAAAAAAGCCAAAGAUCACCUUGGUAUAGAUGGUGAAGAUGAAGCUCCUAUUUCUGAGGAUAAUGUGGCACCAUCACAGGCCACCAUUAUCCAGAGAAACCAGGCUAAGAUUGGUCAUGCAGAUGUUGGAUCUGUUGCCAUGCCAGCAGUAUUAAGGGGAGCUAAUACUGGACAAUCCAGUUUUUCUGUAGGAUCAGUGGGAUCGGCUCAGCAUAGUCAGGUGUCAAAUGAAGCGCAUGUAGGGCAUGCUAAUAGACAGAGCCAGAACAUACGAGAACAGACGCUGUCACAUUCACAGAGGGCGCUGAUUACCAUUAUAGACGAGGGAAUGACGUCCAUCAAGAAGGCUCAAUCACAGAUGGAUGCCGGUGCCACACUACCACAGCUUGGUGAUGAUGCUGCCUCCAAGAAAUGGCGUCAAAAUACUUUAGAUUUGUCACGACAGAAAGUGAGUGCUGAGGUAUCUGCUAUGAAUGCAGCAACAGCACAGCUAGUAACUUUGUCAGCAGGGGACGAGGAGCCUGAUCCUCAAGCAGUUAGCUCUGCUGUAGCUCAAAUCACCUCCAACAUAGGAGAGUUCUCUCACGAUGUGCGUAUGUUAGCAGCUCUACAUGAAGACCAGAAUACUGGUAACAACUUAAUGAAUGCAGCUAAACGUCUUGCUGGUGCUUUCUCAGAUUUACUUAAUGCUGCACAACCUAAUGCAAGAGAUAGGCAAAAUAUAAUAGCAGCUGCCAAGAUUGUUGGUGAGGCUAGUCAGGAAGUGAUGUACGGUGUUGGAGAAACAGCAGAAGACCUAGACAGAAUGUACCAAGAGACUCUUCUGGCCCUGGCCAAGGCUGUGGCUGGUGCUACAUCUACCCUAGUACUCAAGGCUAAGGGUGUGGCUAGUUCUACAGAUGACCAGGGAUUACAGAACAAAGUCAUUAACUCUGCUACAAGCUGUGCUCUUGCUACGUCACAAUUGGUGGCAUGUACUAAGGUGGUUGCUCCAACAAUAGCUAGUCCAGCAUGUCAGGAACAGUUAAUAGAAGCAGCCAAACAAGUGGCCCAGUCAGUAGAGGGCAUUGUUGAUGCUGCUCAGCAGGCAUGCCGUGAUGAUAGACUUCUACAGGAUCUGGGUGCUGCUGCUACCAUGGUAACACAGGCAUUGAAUGAUCUGUUGCAGCAUAUCAAGAAAGGAGCUGGACCCACUCAUGCCCACGAGGCUCAUGAAGAGGCAGUGGACACUAUUUUGGCUGGAACAGACAAGAUUGUUAGUUAUUUUGGUGAUGCUCAUGAGAUGGUUAAACAGGCUAGGCAGCUUGCACAGGCCACCUCCAUGUUGGUUAAUGCUAUCAAAGGUGAUGCUGAAGGUCAUAGUGAUUCAGACAUGCAGAAACGAUUACUGGCAGCAGCCAAAGCCCUCGCUGAUGCUACAGCUAAAAUGGUGGAGGCUGCAAAGGGAUGUGCAUCAAAUCCUAAUGAUGCUUUGCAGCAACACAGACUGAGACAAGCAGCAGAGGACCUAAGGUCUGCCACUAACAUUGCUGCUAGUAAUGCAUUGAAAAAGAAAGUCAUUAAACGUCUUGAGAAUGCAGCCAGACAAGCAGCCUCAGCUUCCACACAGCUGGUGAAUGCAGCAAAAUCUGCCAAUACUACCAAUACAAAUACAUCCUCUCAACAUCAACUGGACAUUCAGAUUAAGGAAAUAAAUGAAGAGUUACCUAAACUUGUACAGGCCUUCAGAGCUUCAAUGUUAAACACAGACAGUGCUACUGCUCAACUGAAUCUCAUCAACCAGAGUAAAGAUUUUAUACAGCCUGCUAGUGCCUUAAUAGCUGCAUCUAAUGCUGCCAAUCCAACGAUUGGUGACCAGGCUGCAGCCUUGAACUUGAGCCAUACUGUCAAGGUCAUGUCCAAUGCCUUGGCUGAACUUAGGUCAUCAACCUCUAAAUCAGAAGAGGCGUAUGGCUCUCUGGAGAUAGACAGUGCCUUAGACCAGUUACAAACACUCGACUCUGAAAUGAUUGAAGUCAAAAGAUCUGCCCAGCAUGGUCAACUUAGACCUCUACCAGGAGAAACUGCUGAGUCCUCAGCAUCUAAACUUGGAGCUACGUCUAAGACAGUAGGAUCUGCCAUGGCACAGCUCUUGACUGCUGCUUCACAAGGUAAUGAUAACUAUGUUGGAAUAGCUGCGAAAGAUACUGCCAAUGCUUUACGUGUCCUGGCCGAUGCCACCAGAGGUGUUGCAGCUACCUCAGAUGACCGGGAAGUACAGGAACUUGUUGUGGAUAGUGCAAGGGAGGUAAUUAACCAGUCAACAAAAUUACUAGAGGAGGCAAAGAGAGCCAUGAAUGAUCCUGAAAAUCCAGAGAAUCAACAGAGAUUAAACCAGGUUGCCAAAUCGGUAUCCAAUGCACUGAACAACUGUGUAAACUGCUUGCCAGGACAGAGAGAUAUAGACAAUGCUAUCAGACAGAUCACAGAUUCUUUCCAAGCUUUGGCUGUAACACAGUUUCCAUCAACAAAUAAGAAUUUCCAGGAUGUACAGUUAGAAAUGAACAAUGUAGCUGUCAAUCUGAACCAAGCCGCUAGUGACAUUGUCACAUCAUCACGUGGUGCUCCAAAACUUCUGGCCGAGUCCACUCGCCAAUAUAGUGCCACCUAUGAGGAAUUUGUGAAAACUGGACUGACCAUCGCUGGAAUUACAAAAGAUCAUGAAACACAGAGCCAGAUUGUAGGAGGAUUGAGAAGUGUUUCCAUGGUUUCUAGUAAACUUUUAAUGGCUUCAAAACAAGUGUCUGCUGAUCCUAAUGCACCAAACUCCAAGAAUCUCUUACAGAAUGCUGCAAGGGCAGUAACAGAAAGUAUUAACCAGUUAAUAAACACUUGUACAGUGUCAGCACCUGGACAGAAGGAGUGUGACAAUGCUCUUAGACAAAUACAGAUGAUGCAGAAUCUAUUAGAGAGUGCUAAUGAACCUGUGACAGAUAUGUCCUACUUUGAAUGUCUAGAUGCUGUCAUGGAGAGGUCAAAGAACCUUGGCGAGUCCAUGACCGGUAUAACUAACCAUGCUAAGAAAGGAGAGUUAGAUGAUUUCUGUGAUUCAGUUCACAACUUUGCUGGGUCAGUUUGUGGCCUAACAGAGGCUUCAUCACAGGUUAGAUUUUAUUAUUCAGUUCACAACUUUGCUGGGUCAGUUUGUGGCCUAACAGAGGCUUCAUCACAGGUUAGAUUUUAUUAUUCAGUUCACAACUUUGCUGGGUCAGUUUGUGGCCUAACAGAGGCUUCAUCACAGGCAGCUUAUUUAGUUGGAAUAUCAGACAAGGCCUCAGAACCAGGACGGCCAGGAUUAGUAGACCAGUCACAGUUUGCCAGGGCAAAUCAGGCAAUACAACUGGCCUGUCAGAACCUUGCCAAUCCAGCAAGCUCUCAACAACAGGUUCUGUCUGCUGCUACUGUUGUUGCCAAACAUACUUCAUCAUUGUGUAAUGCCUGUCGUCUGGCAUCUUCAAAAACAACCAAUCCCGUUGCAAAGAGACAUUUUGUGCAGAGUGCUAAAGAUGUAGCCAAUAGCACAGCAGCUCUUGUUAAAGCUAUUAAAGCAUUGGACAGUGAUUUCAAUGAACAAAAUAGACAGAAAUGUGCCGAGGCUGCUAAGCCGUUGAUCAAUGCUGUGGAUGAGUUAUCUACCUUUGCUUCCUCGCCAGAGUUUGCCAGUAUGCCUGCAAAAAUAAGUGCAGAGGCAAGAAUUGCCCAGGAGCCAAUCAUCCAGGCUGGCAAGGCAAUGAUAGGAGGAGCUUCCAACAUGGUCCAAGCAGCCAAACAAUUGGCUGUCAAUCCUAAAGAUCCGCCCACUUACCAGAUGUAUUCAAGCUACUCAAAGAGUGUGUCUGAUGCCAUUAAGAAAUUAGUAGCAUCAAUCAAGGACUGUGCUCCUGGUCAGAAAGAGUGUGAUGAUUCAUUGGACACCAUUAAUCAAUGUGUCCGUAGUCUUGACCAGGCUUCCUUGUCUGCAAUCAGUCAAAGCCUUACACCUAGAACUGAGAAAACAUUAAGGGGCUUCCAAGAACAGAUAAUAGGAAGUGCUAGGGAAAUUCUGGAUAUGGUUGACAAAGUGAAAGUAGCUGCUAAAUCUGAACCAGAAAAUCUAGGUUAUAGGGUUACUAUGAUGGCCAGUUAUUUUGAACCAGUAGCCGAUGGAGCAGUGGGUGCUGCAUCCCAGUCUACAACAUCAAAACAACAGACACACACACUGGAUCUUACCAAAACCGUCAUGGAAUCGGCGCUACAGUUCUUAUUCGCCUGUAAAGAAGGGGGAGGUAAUCCAAAAGCCACUCAUACUCAUGAAAAUAUUGAAACAGCUGCUGAGAACACGAGGGAUGUGUUACAAGAUCUGUUACAAGCCAUGGAGGAAGCUGCUUCACAGGCAGGCAUGGUCACCAGUAUGAUAGAGAAAAUUACAAAAUCUAUAACUAAGACUGACCAGAAGAUCCAGAUCAGUGAAACAGAAUCAUAUGUAGAUUUCCAAACCAACAUGGUCAGCGUGGCCAAGAAGAUAGCCAUGACAGCACAAGACAUGGUUGGUAAAUCCACCAGUAAUCCAGCAGAACUUGGAUCAUUAGCCAAUCAACUUACAAGAGAUUACGACCUUCUGGCUGCCAACUCUGCAGGAGCUGCUGCCGCCUCAGCUAGUUCUGAUGUGUCUAAUAGAAUAAGGACUACCGUGAUGGAUCUGGGAAAGAGUUGUAUAGAACUAGUACAAGAUUCUGGUAACCUACAGAGCAACCCAGGUGACACAUAUGCUCAAAGAGACCUGGCUGAUCAUGCUAGGAGUGUUAAUGAAAAGGUAUCAUUUGUAUUGGCCUCAUUACAAGCAGGAUCUAGAGGUACCCAGGCCUGUAUUAAUGCCGCUAGUACUGUCAGUGGCAUCAUCGCUGACCUUGACACCACCAUUAUGUUUGCCACCGCUGGAACACUGAACAGAGAAGGGGAGGAAAGCUUUACUGAUCAUAGGGAGAAUAUAUUGAAGACAGCUAAGGCUUUAGUUGAAGAUACCAAAACAUUGGUGGCAGGUGCUGCCUCCAACCAAGAACAGCUGGCAGGGGCUGCCCAACAAGCUGUCAAAACCAUCACUCGAUUGGCUGAUGUGGUCAAAUUUGGAGCAUCCUCACUGGGAGCUGACCAACCAGAGGCUCAGGUGUUAUUAAUAAAUGCAGUGAAGGAUGUUGCAUCAGCCUUGGCUGAUCUUAUCAGUGCUACCAAAAAUGCCUCUGGUAAAAGUGUACAAGACCCUGCUAUGUUACAUCUCAAAGAAUCUGCUAAGGUAAUGGUAACAAAUGUGACAUCCCUGCUGAAAACAGUCAAGACAGUGGAGGAUGAGGCUUCCAGAGGUACACAGGCUCUAGAGGGUACAAUUGAGGCCAUCAACCAAGAAAUAAAGGCUUAUGAUAGUACACCAGGCACAGACAAGAAAGCCUCUGCAGAAGAUCUGAUACGCUUGACCAAACCUAUUACCAUGGCAACAGCCAAAGCAGUUGCUGCUGGUAACUCCUGUAGACAGGAAGAUGUCAUCGUGGCAGCCAACAUGGGAAGAAAAGCAGUGUUUGAUUUAUUAGGUGUUUGUAAGGCUGCUGCAUUAACAGCCGAGACAACAGAGACAAGACAGAGAACUGUUAGAGCAGGACAUGCUGCUGCCGUAACUUAUAAUGAACUGUUACGGCAAGUUCACACUUGUGUGCAGAAACCUACUGCGGAGGCAAAACAGAGCCUGAUCAAUAUAUCUCGACAAGUGGCUAACUCAGUCACAGAAAUAGUUCACUCAGCAGAAGUUAUCAAAGGCUCUGAUUGGGUCGAUCCAGAAGACCCUACUGUGAUAGCGGAGAAUGAAUUACUAGGGGCAGCUAACUCUAUUGAAGCCGCUGCUAAAAAAUUGGCAUUACUUAAACCAAGACAGAAAGUCAGGGAAGCUGACAUGAGUCUGAACUUUGAAGAACAGAUCUUAGAUGCUGCUAAAUCCAUUGCAGCGGCCACAGCGGCUCUUGUAAAGUCAGCAUCAGCGGCACAAAAAGAAUUAGUGGCACAAGGAAAGAUCCGUACUAGAAAAGAGAUAGAAGCUGCAUACCACAAAGCCGAUUUCCAGAAUGAUGAUGGACAGUGGUCACAGGGACUUAUCUCAGCAGCAAGAAUGGUAGCAGGAGCAACACACAGUUUAUGUGAGUCGGCUAAUGCUAUGGUACAAGGUAACGCUACGGAGGAGAAACUUAUUGCAUCAGCUAAAGAGGUAGCAGGAUCAACAGCAGCAUUAUUGGUGGCCUGUAAGGUCAAGGCUGAUCCAGGGUCAAUGGCCAUGCAGAGGUUACAGUCUGCUGGUAAUGCGGUAAAGAGAGCUACAGAUGCUUUAGUGAAGGCAGCACAACAAGCCAAAGGAAUGACAGAGGAGACUGAGGAUGUAAACAUAGAUGCCACCAGAGUGGGAGGAAUAAGACAGGAAUUGCAGGCACAGGAAGAAAUCUUAAAGAGAGAAAAAGAACUUGAAAGAGCCAGACUGAAGCUGGCAGAAAUUAGGAAAGCUCGUUACAAACCAGACGAUUAUGAUUCAUCAUCAUCUAACUUUUGAAAGACUAAACCAUAAUAUCUGUGUGUUCAUUGUCUAAUCAAGAUUUAUUAUUUAAAGUGUAUGCAUAGUCAAACCUGUAUAUAAAGGUCACCCUCAGAAACAGAAAAAAACUGACCUAAUAAGAGCUGUGACCCUUGAAUUGAGUUUCAAAAUGUAUAUGUAUUACUACAGUGGGCUAAGACAGGUUUUCACUUAAUAGGGGCGACCUUUAUAGCAGGUUUGACUGUAUUUUGUAUUGUUAAAGAAGAACAAUUUUUAAUAGAUAUUUGUAAAUAUACGGAAAAGAAGUGCCAUGUUAUUGAUUGAAGUUUUUGUCCCAUAUUGUAGUGGAUGUGCUGGUGAGGUUAAAGUUCAUGCUCACAAUUUUACAUAUCAGAAUUCAUCAGUGAAGUCAUUGUAAGGAAAUUCAUUAUCAAGUCAGAGAAUGAUUUCAAAAGUGGGCGUUGUUUAUGUUCACUUUAGUUUUACUAAAUAAUACAAAUGUUAAAUAAUUUUUGAAAUGGUGCAAAAAUAUGCACACACAGUCUGUAAAAUUACAAUCAAACUGUAAUUAUCAAAAUGUCUUUGACCCAGAGCUUGUGAAAAAAAUAUUUAUCAAUACUAUAUUAAACACCUGUUUGCAAUAUAAGAAUACUUAUAAAUACUCCUUCGUAGUAUAGUCCAUUUCUAUAUGUACAAACCUUAAGCUAUUUUAUAAUUAGCUUAUGUUUGCAUUUUUGCAUUUUUCUUAAAAUGUCUUUUUUUUUGUAAUACUUGUAUUUUUUUUAAUGCAUACAAGUAUGUCUUUUAGCUUACAUAGGAAAUAAGUUCAUGCAGUCUGUCAGCAUUGUAAUGAUAAAUAUGGACUUAAGUGCUAAAAAUACAGCAUGUUUAAUAUUUAGGAAACACAUAGUUUAAUAACCUGUUUGCAACUUGUUGAGUGGCACAUAUUUAAAUGUUGUAAUAUUAUCGGAGUGUUUUUGGAGUAAAUUUUAGGAUAUAUUUUAGUCUUUUUAUACAUGUUUAUACACAUUUUAUUUGUGAUACAAGCUUAUUUACAUUUUGAAAAAAUCUCUUUCUCUAUGAUAGAUUGUCAAAUUUACGUGUUGACCUUUCUUACAUUAGAGGCAAUUUUACUUCAUAAAUUUGACCUUAUGAGUGUGGCAUCAAAAGCUUUACAAUUGCAGGCUAAUUUUCAGAGAAAUUAUCAUUUUUGUGAUAUUGAUGUUUAUUGACCUAAAUAGUAUACCGAUAAAAGUAUUUUCAAAGAUUUAAGUUUGAAAAUAUUGAGAUGUGGGGUAUAUUUUAUUGAGACAUCAAGAUGAAGAGCAAAAACAAAGUUGCUCAACAAUUCAUUACAGUUGUGAUUUCAAUGAUACAUAGAAUGUCCCUGAUCAGGUAAUUGCUAAUGUCAGUCCCAAUCAGGUGAAAUUAAGUAAUUAGAGUAUGAGUAAAAAUUACUGUCAGUACUCUGGGAUAACUCUGGGAUAUAUGCAAACAAGAUGAUAAUGACAGUCCUUAAAGUUGAAAAGUACUUAUUUUUAUUUAAGAAAACCAACUUAUGUUUAUUAAAAGCAAGUUUAUUGAUAUAUAAGUCUUCCUUAUAUGCCAUAUAUAGUUGAAUUUUUUAAUGCAAUAAAACCUAACCACAUUGUACGUAGCUAUAUUAAUAGUCAAUAGAAAAAAUUAAUAGUAGGUUAUAUUUUAUAUCUACCAUGAAAAUUCGCCUACCAAAGAUUUGUUAUUUUUCCAUAAUUUAUUUCUCCUUGAUAAUAAUGUGAUGUUUAAGUAUAUUCAGACAUCCAGCAAAAGUUUUCCUGGAAUAUUUCUGAUAAAAUUGUGGAUAGAAUCAGACAAAACAUCAAUGGUUAUUUUAUAACAUACAAAAAUGAUGCACCUGUGUGCCAUUCAUUUCUGGUAGAUGUAAAUGAAAAUUUACUAACUAUGUAAACUUUGCCUUUCCAUAUUUUAUUGUUGUAAUAUAUGUAAUGUGAUAAUGAUAUAUAAAUAAUUAUGUUAAUAUUGUAUAGAAUAUUAAAGAAAUUAAUUAUUAUUUAAUUUGUAUGUAUGUCACCUAGUUUUAAUCCUAUUAAAGCAUACAUUUUGGUAUAGGUAAAGGAGUGUUGAAAAUGUUUACCAAAUUCAACCGCAUUCGUGAAAAAUUCAAACAUUGUAAAAGUAUCAUAUCAUGUCACAGAAUAUAGGCCAUAUUUUCAAUCACAUUUACUUCAUUUGAAAAAAAUUAGGAUUGAAAAUCAAGGGUGGAAACUGUAAACCUUUCCCCAUAUCUGCGGAGGUCCAUUUACUUGAUCAAAAGCCUAAACUCAAUGGUCCAAAUCAAAAAUAGGACACUAUUAAAGUGCUCCUAAUAUUUACUCUGAAUUAGUGUCCUUAAUAUUAAGUUGGUUUGUUGAAUUUUAGGUGAUUGCAGAUUUAAAUAAAAGCGACUUUUGUUUUGAUAAAUGUAUAAGCUCCAUUUGAAGUAUUCUGUUGUAGGGUUAUUUGUUAUUAGAUAUAUUGCUUUGCAAAGUUAUCACGAAGUGGCCUUUAUAUAUAGAGUUUUAGAUUUUUAUAAAUCUGGUAGCAUUCUAUUUCUCAUAGAAACUGUAUACUAUUGUAUGCUAAAUAUCUUAUUCAGAAGCAAAGUUUUAUUUGUGGACAUGCCCUUCGGUUAUUUCUGUUUUUUUGUCCACUUUAUUUAUGUCAAACAACUAAUUAAAAAAGCUUGUUGGUUGUGGGGGAAUUUGACAGUUUUUUUCAUACUCUCCCUUAUCCAUUCAAAUGGAUAGCCAGUAUGGCCUAAAAUUAAAUAUAUGAGCUGCAUCGGAUAGAAAUCAACCUAAUACAAGUGCAAGUAUACAUGUACAUUUUUUAGACUUUGAUUGAUUUUGAAACAUUCAAAUACAAAAUAAAAGAUUAAUUUUGGUCUGCUUUGUGGAUUUUUUUUUAACAGCUCAAUUUUCAAACAGUUACAGACUUUCCAUAGAGAUUUUUUCAACCUGAAAUAGGUUAACAGAUGUACUGAUAUUCAUUUGCAUAAGGUCUAUUUCUUUCCAAAACAGCUCAUAUGUUAUUAAUAAGGAAACUGAUGGAUAGAAUAUAAGGAAUACAAAAUUGUAAUAAAUUUACGACAAAGAGAAAUCAAUAAAAAUAUAUUUGCUUUUAUAUAUUUUGAAAAUUUUUAAGUUGUUGGGAAAAUUUAUUUACUGCGGUAGAGGGGAGCUUGCUCGGAUUUAAAUACAGCAUAUUGUUAUAUAAGUGUAUGGAGUGUACAGAAAAUAUAUCCAGUGCUUCUAAAUAAAAUACUAGUCCAUUAUUGAUAGAAUUUUGUAUAUAUUAGCUCUGUUGCUUAGCAACAUAAUAUAUUGAAAGAUAUGUUAUUUACAUACAUUUGCACUUUUUGUUUUAUAAUUUAUAUACUGUACCAGUGGCAGAUGAUGUCAUUAGAAGAUCAGACAAAAUGUCAGUCAGAAUGUUGACAAUUAUAAAUUAAAAACAAAUCCACUUCAUUUUAGUUCAGCAUUAGUUUAGGAUCAAAUUUAUUAGAUUUUCAUCAAAUUAGACCCAUUAUCAUCCCUUGGUUAUUGGGACACCUGCUAAUGCCUGCCUUUUCCCCUCAGAUGAGAUGUAGCCUGAAAUUGAGAGGCAAUUCAGAUUUUAUCCCUUUAUUCCAUCAUUUGCUGUAGAUUUUUUUCUUUGGGGCUAUUAAUGAUUUAAUUUUAAAGGAAUUUGGGGGAUGGGGGAAUUGAAAGACACCUUAUAUUAAUAACAUUGGGGUAGUGGGAUUCAAAACAGGUUUCACACAAUAAUACACGAAACAGGUUACAUUAAAUUUCUAAUUAAAAAAAUGCUUUAUGUAAUUUGAAAAUACUGCUUCAGACUAUGGGAAAGCUUCAUUGUAAUUUCUUUUUGUUUGUUUGUUUUUAAUGACAUCUCUGCCCAACUAAUUUGCAUAUCAUUAAAAUAAAGCUUGUUUGUAUUAUAAAUGUUGACAAUAAUAAAUGAAUUAAUAUUUGUA
Molecule: messenger RNA, 12268 nt
Organism: Mytilus californianus (California mussel)
Lineage: Eukaryota; Metazoa; Mollusca; Bivalvia; Mytilida; Mytilidae
Product: talin-1-like
Exons: 55
Coding region: 448-8271 (2607 amino acids)
Biological process (GO): cell-cell adhesion
Cellular component (GO): ruffle; plasma membrane; cytoskeleton
Molecular function (GO): structural constituent of cytoskeleton; integrin binding; actin filament binding
Source: RefSeq, a predicted model, not a curated record